UUUGUGUCGCUUGUUGCCACUCAGUCUCCAGGCGGUGUGUGGCACAGUUUACCGCUGACCUGCUCCUCUUUCUACUUUUAAAAACGGAUUUCAAGCGUUUGUGCUGAUGUAGCCUCAGUAUAGCUCGUUAACUCACCCGGACCGGUAAUCUCAUAUAUUCACUUGUAUGGUCAGUAAGUAAUGUUCAUAUCCUCCGACCACCUCAGGAUGCUGACAGUCACUUGGGUGGGGCUGACGCGGAUGACAGUACAGGGGAGCAGAUCCCAAGGUUAAAGACAGACCGCAUAUUUUAUCUCACCCUGCGCGGUUGCUCGGUGAAGUAAUGACCAAGCAGGAGUCGAAGAAAGGCGGCGUCGCCGAGCAGGUCAACAACGGCCCGGUGGAGCCGCGCUGUCCGGAGCAGAGCGCACCGAUCAAAGCCAAGGUGAUGAAGCAGACAUCCAGGGAGAGCCUGCACCGGCGAAACACCGAGUCCGAAGUCUACGACGACGGAACCAACACCUUUUUCUGGCGAGCUCAUACUGUGACAGUGCUCUUCAUUCUGACCUGUGCACUGGUCUACGUCACACUGUUGGAAGAAACCCCACAGGACACGGCCUACAAUACUAAGAGGGGGAUUGUGGCCAGUAUCCUGGUGUUCCUCUGUUUUGGAGUGACACAAGCCAAAGAUGGACCCUUCACAAGACCACAUCCAGCGUACUGGCGGUUCUGGCUUUGUGUCACUGUCGUCUACGAGCUGUUCCUCAUCUUUAUCCUGUUCCAGACGGUGCACGAUGGGCGGCAGUUCAUGAAGUACAUUGACCCUAAGCUUGGGGUUCCCCUCCCUGAGCGUGACUAUGGAGGAAACUGCCUCAUGUACGACCCAGGCAACAACACCGACCCCUUUCACAACAUCUGGGACAAGAUGGAUGGCUUUGUUCCAGCUCACUUCUUGGGAUGGUAUAUCAAGACGCUGAUGAUUCGGGAUUGGUGGAUGUGUAUGAUAAUCAGCGUCAUGUUUGAGUUCCUGGAAUACAGCCUGGAACACCAGUUACCUAACUUCUCCGAGUGCUGGUGGGACCAUUGGAUCAUGGAUGUGUUGGUGUGUAACGGUCUGGGGAUCUACUGUGGCAUGAAGACUCUGGCCUGGUUGUCAAUGAAGCCUUACCAGUGGCAGGGCCUGUGGAACAUUCCUACAUACAAGGGGAAGAUAAAGCGUAUAGCCUUCCAGUUUACACCGUACAGUUGGGUGAAGUUUGAGUGGAAGCCUGCCUCUAACCUUCGUCGCUGGCUUGCUGUGUUAGGCAUCAUCUUCAUGUUUCUGCUGGCGGAGCUGAACACCUUCUACCUGAAGUUUGUGUUGUGGAUGCCCCCUGAACACUACCUGGUGCUGCUCCGCCUAGUCUUUUUUGUAAAUGUUGGAGGUGUAGCCAUGAGGGAGAUCUACGAUUUCAUGGAUGACCCGAAAUUCCAUAAGAAGCUUGGCCAGCAGGCGUGGCUGGUGGCGGCAAUCACAGUGACGGAGUUCCUCAUAGUGGUCAAGUAUGACCCCACUACCAUCAUGCUUCCCAUUCCCUUCUUCGUUACGCAGUGCUGGUUUUUAGGAAUCCUCCUGAUCUUCACCUGGACCCUGUGGCGAUUCUUCAUUCGUGACAUCACACUGCGCUACAAAGAGACCCGUCGACGUAAACAGGAAGUCCCUGCUGACUGGGACCGCCCCCUGGGCAACGGCAGUUCAGCUACUCCAUCCGGACGGAGCAAACUGAACGGUAGCUCGGAGACGCUCCGGCAGAGGAAGUCCUGAGAGGGAACACAGUGGCUGAAGGGGGAAAGGACAAGGUUUAAUGGGGAAAAGAAUGAAGGAAAAUUGUGAUACGAAGACACGUGUAGAGGCAAAAAAGAUUACAGAUGGACACAUCUACAGUGUGUGCAGUUUAGACUGUUCUUGUGCCUACAUGAACCAAGUAGUUAUUAUUCACAGACAAGGGGUGGAAGGGGCCAUUUUCAUUGAUUGCAUUGUCUAGUUGUUGUCAUACUACAGGGAUUUACCUCAAUUUUUUUAAGAACAUUUUGGGAAUUAUACACAGGAGGAGAUACAUUUUGUGUUAUUUAUACUUUGCUUUGGAUGUUUGGUGAUGAGGGGAAAAUGAUGAAUCAGAGAGUAGCGGAGAGAGGGAUGGUAGGUGACUGGGGAAGCAGAUACACUCUUGACCAAUAAUCAAAAGCAGUUUCCAUUUUCUCAUCCUCCUAAGAAGUAGUGCAGCUAAGUUUCAGGAACAUGGCAGCCACUGUAAAUAUGCUUUAUUCUUUGUUGUGCAGUCACAUCAGUGCAGAUGAGAAAAUGGAGGGUGCUUGAAGCAGUGGCAAGAGUUUCUGUAGGUGGGAUGUGAUUCCGUUUAUUGUCCACUACUAUGCAAUCUUCAAAAUCAACCUGGGACAUUGGUUGGGUUGAUUGUGUAACAUUUCUGUACAGGUUCAGGUUACAGAACAGUCGUUAGGCCUCAAGUUUCGACAGUUCAGAGUGCUCUCAUGUUUGGUUUGGUCCCAGGUUCAUGAUACAUAGUUUACAAGUGGGAGACAAUAUCAGCACUUCAUUCACAGUUUCGGGUUUUCAUUCCAGGAAGCACUGAGUUUUGAGGUUCUUGUCACUGCUGGGGAUCCUCGCUCAGUCGAACCCAGAGAGGAAAACUGGCUAUAGCCGGUCUCUCCUCUCUGGCUUUGUUCUUGAAAAGAAAAACAUGUUUGUAAAGAAAAAAAUCAAGAUGUACCAUAUUCUAGGUAUUUAAUUGCUGAUAGUAUACUACAUAUAUGGGAUAGUUUGGGUGUCUUUUUGUAGAUGUUUUGUUUUCACUAUCGUUAUUUCUUUAGGUUAAAUAAAUUAUGAACACUAGGUUGUCCUCAAUUUCCUUUGUGUGAAAUGAGGAACUGAGAAAUCUGCAGCACUCUAAUGAACACAUCCAUGACAAUCACACUCAUAGAAAGCUGUGCUUCCUUCUGAUGGAGACAUGUUGGCUGAUGUUAAACAAAGGGCACAAAUCUGGAUGUUUCAACAAGACUAAAUACGGCCGGGCUCAUUCCGCUCUUUCAGUCACAUCAAAAUGUGAAUCUAAUAAUCACUAAUCCCAUUUAAGCCAAAUGUUUUCUUUUUAAACUUGAAUUUUGUUAAACUUUCAUGUUAUGUGCUGCCUGAAUAAGCUGAACUAGUCUUAUCUUCAAAAGUGGGAGAUGAUAGUUUAGAUUCAGUUGUGCUUUGGUUUGGGAAAGGAACCAAACUUUCCAGUUCUGUGGAGGUUACCAUAUUGCACAUGCAAUCAGCCAAAGCUUAAAUCUCAUUCUUUCUAAAGCCAUAAAUGCCACCCAGACCCACUCAGCCGCCCAAACAGCUGUUAAACCUCAUUUAGACUUUUUUUUUUUUCAUUUCAGCUAAUGCAAUCAGAGAUUCAAAGCCAAUGGGGUCAGCAUACUUUGUAUUACUAGAAGAAAAAGACACUAGUAAAGUCCGAUUUUUGAAACCAAAUUUAGAUAAUGAUUGUAUGUAUUAUAUCAAAAAUGGGAGACCCCAACUCCUUGGAUUUAGCUAUAAAAUUGAAUGUUUUACAGUCUAAAUAUGUGAAUGGUUUGUUGCUUUUAAUUGGUCAGCUAUAAAGUUGUUAAAUGUUCUAAACUUCUCAUAAUGACACAAAUUAUUGGCUUCACAUUGACAAAAAAAACAAAACACAUGCAUUCCUUGUUUGGAUGUCCACAUCGUUAUUCAUUAUCCAGAUGCCCCCCCCCCCAAAAAAAAAACAUCCCAUCAAAAAGCUUGAGUCUGUGUCUUUUUCAGGUCUUGUGGCUGUCAGAGAUCAGUUGUACAUUUCUGUGUGUUAUUCAUUGUGUCCCAGUGGCUACAUAGUUGAUGGCGAAGUAGACAGCAUCUGUGAAUCUAGCUCCAAAAUUGUCCUGUUGUAAACUAGGCUGAUGUUAAAUGAUGCUAUAGUAAUUUUCUUGUGAAUGUAAUCCAGUAGAAUCUGCUGCUCAAAUCAGAGGGUCUUGUAAUUCAUCAAUUCAUUAGGCCACAAACACUAAAUUAACAGGUUUGUUAUUUCUACGAGGCUCAUUGUCGUGCUUAUCCGGCUGUUUUGCAUAUUUCACCCUCUUUUUUGAAUGCAGACUUCUGUGCAAAUCUAAAACUAGAAAUGACGAGUAGCUAAUUUGUCAAAGUUCGCUUAACCUGUGCUGUGAUAAUUCAGUUGCUUGAGAACUUGGUAGAAGUUCACAAAGUUUGCUUUCUUUUUACCCCCCUGCUUUUCUUUUAAAGCUUUUUAAGUGUGGGCUGGGGACCCUCUGUGUAACAGUGUCCAUGCCUUAGAUUGGUCAAAGCACUGUCAACUUAAACCAAGGAAGGUCAUGAAUUUUGCACAUAAGUUAAAAUUAGUAAAAGGUGAAUUCAAUCAGAGACUGAAAUCACAAAUGAUCUGUUGAUUGAAAUGGGAAUUGGAUUUUUUUUUUUUUUUAACAAAAAAAAACAAUAUUUUUCCACUGUGGUUAUUAGGGUUCAGUGUAGUUUGACUUGCAGCCACAUGGGGGCGGUAGAUGUUCUGUUACUGUCUGCUCUGUGCAGUCAUGUCUCCUUGACAGUGAUCACUGGUAACUUGCUGUAAAAGCCAUUUUCAACUUGGUUUGUGUAAAUGUGAACAUGUUAAAGAUCAUAAAAACUGAAAUAUGCUGCUGCACCACAUAAUUUUAUAAUGUUUUCAAUAAAAUCAACUGAAAACCUGAA
This is a messenger RNA of Scomber japonicus (chub mackerel), 4738 nucleotides long. RefSeq names its product phosphatidylserine synthase 2 (gene ptdss2). The record is from RefSeq and is a predicted model, not a curated record. The transcript has 13 exons. Bases 323 to 1783 code for a protein of 486 amino acids. Gene Ontology annotation, molecular function: L-serine-phosphatidylethanolamine phosphatidyltransferase activity. Gene Ontology annotation, biological process: phosphatidylserine biosynthetic process. Lineage: Eukaryota; Metazoa; Chordata; Actinopteri; Scombriformes; Scombridae.